Messenger RNA from Mesocricetus auratus (golden hamster), 2568 nucleotides. It is a transcript of the gene CUNH3orf80, whose product is annotated as chromosome unknown C3orf80 homolog. NCBI's taxonomy places the organism in Eukaryota, Metazoa, Chordata, Mammalia, Rodentia, Cricetidae. The transcript has a single exon. The record is from RefSeq and is a predicted model, not a curated record. Bases 124 to 867 code for a protein of 247 amino acids.
GGGCCGCAGGUAGCCGGGGCGCGGGAGGUGGCGCGCGCGGGACCCAUCGCAGCGCCCGGCCGCGCCGCCAGACGGAGCUCCGAGCCUCGCGGUCCCGGACGCCGGCGGAGGUCUGCACCGGCCAUGUGGGGCCCGGGGGUCACGGCCGAGGGCCUGUCGGUGGCUCCGGCGCCGCCACCGCUGCUGCCGCUGCUGCUGCUGCUGGCGCUGGCGCUGGUGGCGCCCUCGCGGGGCGGCGGGGGCUGCGCGGAGCUGGCGUGCGGGGAGCGGGAGCGCUGCUGCGACUCGGCCAACGCCACGGCCGUGCGCUGCUGCAAGCUGCCGCUCCACGCCUUCCUGGACAACGUGGGCUGGUUCGUCCGCAAGCUCUCUGGGCUGCUCAUCCUGCUGGUGCUCUUCGCCAUCGGCUACUUCCUGCAGCGCAUCAUCUGCCCCAGCCCACGCAGGUACCCGCGUGGCCAGGCGCGCCCUGGCCAGGCUCGACCCGGGCCUGCCGGGGACUCCGGGCCGCCGGGGACCGCGGGGCCACCCGACGACGACGACGAUUCGCCUGCCCUGUUGCGCGACGAGGUGGCCGCGGGCUCGCAGGACUCACUGCUGGACAGCGGCGGCGGCCGGGGCCGGGGAAGUGGCGGACGUCUGCCUCCUUCCUGCGUUUCGGAGCACGAGCUGCGAGUGGUUUCGCCGGUCUUCCUCCAGCUGCCCAGCUACGAGGAGGUUAAGUACCUGCCCACCUAUGAAGAGUCCAUGCGGCUGCAGCAGCUCAGCCCUGCCGAGGUCGUGCUGCCCGUGUCGGUGCUGGGCCAUCCGCGAGGCGGCAGUGCCGGGGACCCCGACGGCGGUCAGGGCCGCUUCCCGCUCAUCUGAACGCCCGCAGCCUCACAGGGAUCACCCGGACCGUUUGAGGCUGGGAGCUCCGUGUGGUACGCAACAGCUGGUGUGUUGGCAGCCGCCACUGGCCGCCUUUGACCAUCCCUGCACAUGUCGCCCUACGCCUGGGUUGGGGUCAGCCCCCUCCCUCUCGCUCCCUGGGGAUCCUGUGUUUUUCUGUGUUUCUUUGGGCUCAAGGCUGGGCAGCUCGGCGGGGGCGAGGGCUUUGAGCUAGCUCGCAGCUCCUCUUGGACGGUCGUCCCCGUCCCCUCCUUCUGCCAUGCCUACCCGUGUUCACUGUAAGUGCCUGCUUCUCCAAUCCAAAAGAACGCGUAAACCGUCGGUGUGGCUAAAGACCCUCAGCUUGCUUUAUGUUUGAAAAGGAAGGAGCGCAGGUCCAUUCCUCGCCCUCUGCUUGGACAGGUCCCAGUCUCCUAGGACUGGAUGGUGAGGCCAUUGGCUCUGGGCCACGACCAGUGACUGCUGCAUGCGGGUCUGUGGAGGCAGCGCUUGGCUGUGAUGGGAUCCCUUUCUUGAGAAGGACCCACAAAACCCUUGGGUGUCUUCCUGACCUGUCAAAUAGUCACAGCUGAUGGCUCACAGUUAGGUGGGGGAGGGAUAGCAUGAUGGAUGGUUUAGUUGCUGCAAGGUGUAGCAACCCAUUAGUCCAGAACGUAUUUAUAAUCUGGUACCGAUGAACUUUUGGGCUUGUCAGUAAAAGUGUUUAUUUUGUCUUUUAUUUUUAUAUUUUGUCAUGCACUAAACACAUCAAGAAGCUAGUUCAACAAAUUGACAGGGUAAUCACUGUUCUGUUUUAGGCCCGUAACCAUCAAGAAGUCACCGGCAUUCUGUCAUUGUUUAAUACAGUGUUGGACAUUAUUUCAUUAAAGGUGUGGGGAUGGUCAAACAGGACAUGCGACAUAAAAACAUGAAGGAUAUCUUAUUUUCACUAUUUGAGAAUAUAUUUUAUUUUUAGUACUGAAGCAUAAUACAUAAUUUUUAUAAUAACUGUGUAAUCUCCCAGUAUCAUCUAUCAUGCAAUUAUAUGGAAAAAGAACGUUGGUGCAUGUAUGACACACCAUGAAACAAAAUGGCUUGCAUUAUUUCCUUCUUUAUUUUUCUUUUAGGAUACAUUCUGCAGCGUGAUUCCAAACAUAGUAAACAGAAUUGUAACUUUGUUUAACCUGUAUCUCUGCGGUAAUGUGCAAAAGGUUCCCCUAACCCAUCUUUCUUAAAAUUCAGCAGUAUCAUUUUACUAGUUCUGGGACAUUCUCUUUAAGCAAAGGGACACAUUUAAUGCCUCAUAUAUAAUGUACACAUGGUAUUACCUGUGUACAAUGUAUACGUUGUAUGCCAUAUAGCUGUGGCAGCUUAGCCAGCAUGAAAGGAAAGGAUUAAAAGGAAUACAGCCUUCCCUGGAGAAGUGUGAAUAGUACCAGUUGUCAAAGAUUAUCCACAGGGGUCUGUGAUAGAAGAAGCUGGACAGGCCUGUGAGAUCUUCAAGUAUCUGAUUUGAAUUUUUUUAAAGAUUUGAUUACUUUUAACUUUUAAAGGCUGAUUGAAAAUGUCUGGCAUCCUGGCAAAUUUUUUAAUGUAUUAAUUAUAAUAAAAUAAUAGUUUGCUUUAAAUGUCUCAAGCUACUGACCCUGUCAUUAAAGAAAACCAUCGGAAGUGCAUUAAAACAGAAAACCACUAAAA